GGUAGGAGUGCAAGAAUGGGUGGAUUGCAUUCACCGCUACGACGAAAAGUCCAAUCUUCCUUCUGAUCUAUAUAUAACUUAUACAUCAUCUUCAUCUUGUAAACAAACAAGUUUCAAACAAGGGGACAACACAGCCCAGCCAAGCCUAGCCGUACCCUCUGCAUCUCCUCCCGAUCUCCUUGUUAUCGUCGCAUCGCACGUACUCACUACUCACCCUGUUCUAGUUAAAUCAAAAUCGGCUUUAAAGGUGUGUUAUAGGAAGCAAAAAUCUCCAGCUUCACAUAUUCUUCUUUCCCCUCAUGGCCCCUGGCCAUAUGAUACCAAUCAUUGACAUGGCUAGGCUAUUCACAACCCAAGGCGUCAAAGCGACCAUAAUCACCACCCCGUUCAACGAGCCUUUAGUCGCAAAAACGAUUGAAAGAACCAAAACUUGCAGCGGCUUCAAUAUUGAUAUCAAAACCAUCAAGUUCCCGGCAGUAGAGGUUGGCCUGCCAGAAGGGUGCGAGAACAUCGACUCCUUGCCUUCCAAUGAAAACUCUGCUAGGGCUAGUUUCAUGACAGCCACGGGGAUGCUCCGACAACCCCUCGAGCAGCUGCUACAAGAUUGCCGACCUCAUUGCGUUGUUGCCGACAUGUUCUUUCCAUGGGCAACCGAUGUUGCCGCUAAAUUUGGCAUCCCAAGGCUUGUUUUUCAUGGAACCAGUUUUUUCUCUUUGUCUACAAUGGUGAGUCUACAAGUGUAUGAACCUCAGAAAAAAGUUUUAUCUGAUUCUGAACCUUUCGUCAUUCCUAAUUUUCCUGACGAGAUAACGUUGACAAGGAUGAAACUGUCCCAGUUAUCUGCUAAGGGAGACAUAUUUACCAAGUUUUUGAAAGAAGCCCAUGAAGCAGAGGUGAGGAGCUAUGGGGUUGUUGUAAACAGCUUCUAUGAGCUCGAACCGGCUUAUGCAAAUCUUUACAUAAAGGUCUUGGGAAGGAAGGCAUGGCAUAUAGGUCCAGUUUCACUAUGCAAGGAGGCUGAAGACAAAGGUCAGAGGGGAAAAGAAUCCUCCAUCGAUACACACGAAUGCUUGAAGUGGCUUAAUACAAAGAACAAUGAUUCAGUUGUUUAUAUAUGCUUCGGAAGUUUGGCCAACUUAACCGAUUCUCAGCUAAUGGAGAUUGCCAUGGGUCUUGAGGCUUCUGAACAACAAUUCAUUUGGGUCGUGAAGAAAGGCAAAGGCAAAAAAGAAGAGGAAGAUUGGAUGCCAAAAGGAUUCGAGAAGAGAAUGGAAGGUAAGGGACUAAUAAUAAGGGGUUGGGCACCCCAAGUUUUGAUUCUGGAUCAUGAAGCGGUAGGAGGAUUUGUGACUCAUUGCGGAUGUAACUCAACGUUAGAAGGAGUGAUUGCUGGGGUGCCUAUGGUCACAUGGCCAAUGUUUGCUGACCAAUUUUACAAUGAGAAGCUAGUGACUGAAGUGUUGAAAAUUGGAGUCCCUGUGGGUGCUCAGCAAUGCGUUAAUAUGAUGGGGAAUGAAGCUUAUAGUAUCAAAAAGGAAGCAAUAGUGAAGGCAGUGAGGCGAAUUAUCAUGGUAAGUGAAGAAGCAAAAGAAAUGAGAAGCAGAGCCAAGGCACUUGGGGAGAUGGCAAGGAGAGCCAUGGAAAAAGGCGGAUCAUCCUAUUCCGAUUUGAAUGCUUUAAUUGAAGAACUGAAGAUCCUCAGCGGUUGAUAUAUGCUAGAAACGUUGGGGGAGGUUUCAUAAUAUAAAUGUUCUGAUAUUGAUGGUCUGUUACAAUGAAGUAAUUGGAUUUGUGCGCAAUUAUAUUAAUAGCCUGGCCUGUAUAAAAGGUUGUUGCUUGAAACAAAAUUCCGCCGAUUGCCUGUGGUAGAUGGUGAUGGGAAGCUGGUAAGAAAAUUAUUUGCUUCUUGUUCUGUUUGAAAUUGCUCACAUUGAAAAAUAUAUAUAUUGAAAGAUAUUUGUAUUGAAGUCUUUCUGAGUUGAAGAGAGUGUGAAGAAGACGCAUAGAAGAGAACCACAAAGACUACCUCUCCUCUUUCUCUCAUUCGCAUCUGAAACCUCAUGCUCUUCUAAUUUUUUUUUUAUUUUUCUCAUCUGAAACGCAGCACCCAUCUAGUAUACCCACAAAAUAAUUUUCCUCAAGUCUUCAAAGCAUUCUUCUAUUUUAUUUAAUUUUUAUUCAUCUCAUCUGAAACGCAGCACCCAUCUCGUAUACUUACGGAACAGUUUUUUGGAAGUUGUCAAAGCUCUCUCUCUCUCAUCUGUGCUUUCUUUUUUGUUGUGUCUAUGAUUUUUAUUUGAAACUUACAUAUUUUCAUUACAAAUCUCAAGACCCAUAUUAUCCUGCACUUUCGUGUUAAUUUGUUUCAGAAAAAUCAAAGCUUUGAUGUAAAUAUGGAAGAAAAAGAAAGUUUCAGUGAGUUGGGUUAAUCACGUUUAUUUUUUUCAUGGCUCACGUGGGUCAACGAGUGCGCAAAAGGUCCGCUAGACGUGUACAUGUAGCAGAAUUGUGAAUCGAAUUGUAUAGCCGACCGAUCAGAGUGGCAAACUUCAGUGGAUCAUUCAUUUUCAAUUCCAUCUGAGCAAGGAUGAGAAGGCUUAUUGUGAAAAAUAUCAUUUUCAUUUACAUCAUGUAUCAUGAAAAGUGGUGUGUAUGUAUUAUUACUCAAAUUUGAUUAGAUACUGAAAAUAUAAUUAUAAAAUAUAUUACGAAAAA
Messenger RNA from Carya illinoinensis, 2715 nucleotides. RefSeq names its product scopoletin glucosyltransferase-like. Gene Ontology annotation, molecular function: UDP-glycosyltransferase activity. The transcript is spliced from 2 exons. The coding region runs from base 300 to 1709 and encodes 469 amino acids. The record is from RefSeq and is a predicted model, not a curated record. NCBI's taxonomy places the organism in Eukaryota, Viridiplantae, Streptophyta, Magnoliopsida, Fagales, Juglandaceae.